Trichosporon asahii var. asahii CBS 2479 is the source of this 1884-nucleotide messenger RNA. RefSeq lists its product as uncharacterized. Gene Ontology annotation, biological process: regulation of transcription by RNA polymerase II. Gene Ontology annotation, cellular component: nucleus. Bases 1 to 1884 code for a protein of 627 amino acids. The transcript has 3 exons. The record is from RefSeq and is a predicted model, not a curated record. NCBI's taxonomy places the organism in Eukaryota, Fungi, Basidiomycota, Tremellomycetes, Trichosporonales, Trichosporonaceae. Gene Ontology annotation, molecular function: sequence-specific double-stranded DNA binding; DNA-binding transcription factor activity, RNA polymerase II-specific.
AUGGGCGGUCGACCUGGCGACUCUGCACGUUUGCCGGCACCAGAUCGACCUUCUCACCAAUCACCAGUCUCAACACCAUAUCACCACUUUUCACCACACCAUCCAUCGCAAGAUCUGCACCCUUCGAAGGACGGCGCGUCGACCGAACACGGUUCCCAAUCCCUCCCGUCAAGUUCGAGGUCUGGGCGGUCGGAUCACCCUUCGCAUGCGCCACACUAUCACCCAACAUCGGCUGAAGAUCGCCGGCCGAGGGACGUUCCGACACGGUAUGAGCGUGGACGCAGCGACAGAAGAAGUGCAUCGCCUAUCUAUCCUGCCAGCUCUGCUGUGAGACCACGCUCGUCGUCACCCCCAUUCCGCGAUCGGAGCGUACGGACAGCAGAAGGCGACGCGCAAAGGUUUCCCGGCGGAUCGGUAGAUUCGGAGGGUUUUGAAGGCUCCGGGAGAUCAGACGACCCUCAAUCGUACCACGCAGACGGAGACCGCAGGCAACAAGGAAGCCGAGGGGAAGCCGAAUCCUACCAGCCGCCAGAGGAUGGAGCGGCUACAAUCUCAUCAAUCUCUGAGCCGGCGAGCAGGCCAAGAUCCCCACACAAGCGCCGGACUCGCAUGCUCAUGUCUCGCAAUCAAUGGCAAGCUCUCAGCCGACUAUGGGACAGGACAAUCUUCCCCGCCACGGCAGAGCGCGAGGCACUUGCUCGAGAAAUUGGCCUGACUCCUCGACAAGUGCAAGUGUGGUUUCAGAGACAGAAGCGUCGCCGGGAGCGGGAGACCGAUGCAGCCAAUGCUGCUCUCGUCGCGUCUUCCCCCUACUUCGCUGCGGCGAGGACGGCGGAGCUUCCUCACGGCUGGAACGGAGGACCUCCUCCACGUCACUGGCCAGAAGCCGAAGACUAUCGCUCCUACGGUUCUUCAAGUUCUCGACAGCCCGGCAUGUCUGCCCCACAUUUGCACAACGGCUUCGAUCAUCGUCCGCAGGACGGGAGCCGAGUAAGCCAUGGCUAUGGACCUGCACGCCACGAUGAACAUCCUCGUCAAGGGUGGCCUGAGCUGAAUUCUCAACGAUGGCGAGGCAGUCAUCUGAUAUCCCGAGAUAGAGACCCAGAGCGCGAAUUUGACGAGAGGUCCCUGGACAGGGAACGGCCUUAUGAGCGAGGACGUCAGUUUGUCCGGGAGCUCACCAGUGAGCGCGAUGACAGCCUACAAACCCGCCCGCGCGGUUACUAUUACGCUGGGCCACCACCUUCGGUGAUGCAGGAGGACCGUUGGCAGCCCGCGCCCCGGCCAACGCUUUCGCCGCAUCAUUCGUACCCGCCGCCCCCUCUGCCCCCUCAGCCUCACUAUUCUGGUCGCGACUCUCGAUCUCCUCAUCCUCCGUGGCAACCCGGCGAGCCUAGCCUGAUAGCUGCAACGGAGAGAACCGCUUCCCCCGGAGGACCUGCGACACCGGGUAGCGGACGGCAUCCUUACUAUUAUCCGCCAGACUCUCGUCGCUCUCCGAUGGACGAUCAACAGCGGCCUAUACACUCAGCCUCCAGUCCCGGCUCCGGGCGACAGCGGGGCCAUUCGUAUCUGCCUCCCUCGCUGAGUGCACUGGCCAUAGAUGGGCCAUUGGAACGCGACAUUCGAGAGAGUCGCAUACCUUCCUCAUACAUGGGCGACGGUGGUCGUGAAACAGUUGGGCCGGCUCAUCCUGGCCUCCAAGGUCGGAACGCUUCUCCUUACGCGCACCCUCCUUCAUCUCGUCCGCAUCAUCCGUCUUCUCCCGGGCCGGGAAGCUCGCGUCCGCCGCACUCUCGUAAGCCUCAUCAGUCCGACUCAAAGCGUCCGGGUGAAACGACCUCUCCGCCAAGAUUACCCAGUCUUAGCUCUCUGCUGCACUAG